UCUCAUUUUACCGCGCGCUCUGGCUCGCGCUCUCUCUCUUUCGCUCCUCCCCCCCCGUCGUUCUGCUCACUGCCUCCUCAAUCGAAGCUCUCUUGGCAUCGCAACGAUGACGGAUGGCCACCUCUUCAACAACAUCUCUCUCGGCGGACGCGGAGGAACUAAUCCUGGGCAACUUAAAAUAUAUUCAAGAGGGAUCUUGUGGAAGAAACAAGGAGGUGGUAAAGCAGUUGAAGUGGAUAAAUCUGAUAUACUUGGAGUGACAUGGAUGAAAGUGCCAAGGACGAACCAACUAGGUGUCCGGAUCAAAGAUGGGUUGUACUACAAGUUUACUGGCUUCCGUGAUCAGGAUGUGGCUAGUUUGACCAACUUCUUCCAAAACACCUGUGGGAUGACCCCAGAAGAGAAGCAGCUCUCUGUCAGUGGUCGUAAUUGGGGUGAAGUUGAUCUUAAUGGUAAUAUGCUGACUUUCUUGGUGGGGUCAAAACAAGCAUUUGAGGUUUCCUUAGCUGAUGUCUCACAAACACAGAUGCAAGGAAAAAAUGAUGUCAUCUUGGAGUUUCAUGUGGAUGAUACCGCUGGUGCCAAUGAGAAAGAUUCCUUGAUGGAGAUUGCAUUUCACGUACCUAAUUCCAACACCCAAUUUGUUGGUGAUGAAAACCGUCCUCCUGCUCAGGUCUUUCGCGACAAAAUUAUGUCUAUGGCAGAUGUUGGAGCUGGAAUUGAAGAAGCUGUUGUUACUUUUGACGGGAUUCAGAUUCUUACUCCAAGAGGACGGUACAGUGUUGAACUUCAUCUUUCAUUCUUACGGCUUCAAGGGCAGGCGAAUGAUUUCAAAAUACAGUAUAGCAGUGUUAUUCGUUUAUUUCUGCUACCAAAGUCUAACCAACCAUUUACUUAUGUUGUGAUCACUCUGGAUCCACCAAUUCGUAAAGGGCAAACUUUGUACCCGCACAUUGUGAUGCAGUUUGAAACUGACUUUGUGGUCCAGAGCACUCUGUCCAUGAAUGAAGAUUUAUUUAAUACCAAAUACAAGGACAAGUUGGAGCCAUCUUACAAGGGACUCAUCCACGAAGUGUUCACCACAAUACUACGUGGCCUGUCUGGUGCCAAGAUCACUAAACCAGGAAAGUUCCGCAGCUGUCAAGAUGGUUAUGCAGUGAAAUCAUCACUUAAAGCUGAAGAUGGUGUUCUCUAUCCACUUGAAAAGAGCUUCUUCUUCCUACCGAAACCUCCUACUCUAAUUCUUCACGAGGAGAUUGACUAUGUGGAAUUUGAGAGGCAUGCUGCUGGAGGUUCAAAUAUGCACUACUUUGAUCUCCUUGUGAGGCUAAAGACUGAACAGGAGCAUCUAUUUCGGAACAUACAGAGGAAUGAGUAUCAUAACCUUUUCGAUUUCAUAAGUGGGAAGGGGUUGAAAAUCAUGAACUUGGGAGAUUUCCAGACUACAGAUGGAGUAGCACGUGUUCUUCAGAGUGAGGACGAUGCUGUUGUAGAUCCACAUCUCGAGCGCAUUAAGAAUGAAGCUGGUGGAGAUGAGAGCGACGAAGAGGAUGAAGACUUUGUUGUUGAUAAAGAUGAUGGAGGGUCUCCUACUGAUGAUUCUGGCGAGGAUGAUUCUGAUGCUAGUGACAGUGGAGAUGAGAAGGAGAAACGUGUGAGAAAGGAACCGAGAAAGGAAUCUUCAUCAGUUAAGGCAACAACCAGUAAGAAGAAAAUGAAAGUUGGAGAUGAAGAUGGUUCAAAGAAGAGGAAGCAAAAGAAGAAGAAAGAUCCCAAUGCACCUAAGAAGGCAAUGUCUGGUUAUAUGUUCUUCUUGCAGAACGAGAGAGAGAAAAUGAAGAAGAGUAAUCCUGGGGUUUCCUUUGCGGAUGCCUCUAGAGAGAUUGCAGAUAAGUGGAGAGGGAUGUCAGCUGAGGAGAAAGAACCAUAUGAAGCAAAGGCCCAAGUAGAUAAGAAACGUUACAGAGACGAGCUUAGUGAUUACAAGAAUACGCAGCCGAUGAAGGUAGAUUCAGGGAACGGCUACGACAGCUCAUAAGCCUUACAAUGGUAUUACAACCGAGUCCACAUCUUUUGCAGAAGCAGCAGCAGUAGAUUUCCAGUAAUAUAGGUAGCAGUUAAUGUAAGUAGGACAUGGGGGAAGACUUCGAUUGAGCCAAACUAUUAUGAUAAAUGCUAUGAUUCGAGCACACGAUAUGGGCAAGUACUGUUAAUCUGAGAUGGUUGCAUCCCUAUGAGUUUUUUUCUUGUCAAGUUAGAGAGAACCCGAGUCAGCAAUUUGCACGAAGUUGUUGCCUAGGACGGGUCUGUUCUUGUUAAAAUUGGUCGAGCUUUUACCCUUUAAUCUUGGAAAUUAGCCGUGGGUUCGGUUCA
Molecule: messenger RNA, 2373 nt
Organism: Punica granatum (pomegranate)
Lineage: Eukaryota; Viridiplantae; Streptophyta; Magnoliopsida; Myrtales; Lythraceae
Source: RefSeq, a predicted model, not a curated record